UGCUAGCGUGCCUGUGCGAAAACAGCAUCAAUUUCCUCGCUGAGCUCGACUAGUUUCCCUCCGCGAUUUAGCUUUUCAAGAGACCCAUCUCCGACUUUGAGCCAGAAAUCUCCUGCACGAUAUUCCCGGGAAGCAGCGGGAAGCAGCAGGAACCAUUUUCGGAUUUUCGUUCUACCUCUAAGCUGGUAGUUCAUGUAUAUGGACUCGCUUCCCGCCAUGCGCAGGCGUCUUUCGGGGCUUUCACCAGUCUGGUCAUUUGUGUUCCCCUUAUUGUUGUUGCCAUGAAGUUCGGCCACGCAUUCCAGGAGGCCCUUGCUGCCGACAGCUACCCACAGCACUGGGUAGAGAAGGCCGUUCCUUACCGUCAACUGAAGAAGAUCCUGGGGAAGGUCCGGGAAGAGCUAAUAACAAACGGCUACGCCCCCGAUACGCUUCAACAGCUCCUGACCGAGCAUAAUGCCGAAUACCGACUCGAGACCGACGCAUUUCACCUGCUGCGGCCGAAGCUGGUUGUUCGCCCGAGCCUCUCGGGGGAACAGGUUCCCAAAACCAAAUCCUUAAGCGAGGUGACUUCGACAACGCUAAGUGACUAUGCCGACUGCCACUCAUCCGAACUGGACGUUUCCCAAAAUGGGGCGAGCGUCGGCGGCGGCGGCGGCGACGACGAUGACGGUUGGGUUGAAAUCCCUCUGAGCUCUGACGCCCGAUUUUUUGGCCUCCUACAGGCCGAUCUCACCGAGCUCGACACACUCCAGGCGAAAGAGCGACAGUUGAUGAACGAUAAAAUCAGCAUUUUGGGAAAUGAGAUUGCCGAAGUAGCAAAGCCACGCAAGGGACUCGCGAAGUUCUCCAAAUCAGACCUGUACCGCUGGCGCGAGAUCUUCGAGCUCUACCUGGCUGCGCAGGUCUUCUUCUCGACGAGCGAAGCUGCGAGUGGGCUGCGCAAGAGCGAGAAAGCACGGCAGCAGCUUGUAUGGUUCCAAGAAGAGGUCAAGAAACGUCAGCUUCUGCAGAAGUUCAAGAUCGAGUCGAGCGCUACUGCGUAUGCCCAUUUCUUGGCCCUGAACGCAACGCUGCUGCAGAACUUACAGUUCCAGGAGUUGAACCAGACGGCAAUUACAAAGAUCAUCAAGAAAUUUGACAAGCGGACUUCUUUGGGAGUGAAGAGGACGUUUCCCAAAAUGAUGUACCCUGCUCAGUUCAUAUCUGAGGCAAUCUCCAAGGACGUGUGCGCCCAGCUAGCUCGCGAAGUAGUGAACCAAGUUCCACAAGUGGUUGAUUACACGUGCACAAUAUGUCUCUCCAUCUGUUGGCUGCCCAUCCGACUGGAUUGCACGCACUUGUUCUGUAUCCGCUGCAUGAUCAAGAUGCAGAACCAGAAUAAGCGGUAUUGUCCCCUCUGCCGAGCCGACGUGAUUCAGCGCGCAAACGAGACCCACAUUGAUGAACAACUUGUGCGGUAUCUUGAGCGGUGGUUUCCCAAAGAGACCAAGGAGAAGCAAGCAUACAAUGAAUUAGAACGACGCAGAGAAUUACUGGGUGACGUCUACGUGGGCGAGGAGCCACCCCAAUGUGUGGUGAUGUGAGCGUCGUGACUGUUGGUGUGGAAAGAGGUUUUGGGGUGGGGUGGAAGGGGGGUUGCGAUUUGUGACAAGCAGGCG
Molecule: messenger RNA, 1661 nt
Organism: Thermothelomyces thermophilus ATCC 42464
Lineage: Eukaryota; Fungi; Ascomycota; Sordariomycetes; Sordariales; Chaetomiaceae
Exons: 4
Coding region: 282-1586 (434 amino acids)
Molecular function (GO): metal ion binding
Source: RefSeq, a predicted model, not a curated record